Staurois parvus is the source of this 284-nucleotide messenger RNA. NCBI's taxonomy places the organism in Eukaryota, Metazoa, Chordata, Amphibia, Anura, Ranidae. The record is from the annotation of a GenBank genome assembly.
CACCACUGUGGGCCAAUCAGGCUGUUAGGCAGUGGCGUCCCUAGAGGUGCGGGGGGUGUGCGCCGCAGCGGGUGACACCUACCGCACGGGGUGACACCAGACCCGCUCCACGAACAGGUAAGUUGUACAGCAAGCCAACGAUCCCCGCAGGAUGGAUCGGAUCUGCGGAUUGAGCAUAAUGGAUCGGAGUCUGAUCCAUUAUCCUCAAUCCGCAGAUCCGAUCCAUUCUGCAGGGAUUGUUGGAGGGGGUGUCACCAAGUGUUAUCGCACCGGAUGACACCUAC